UCCUGCCUGUACGUUUCUUCUCUUUAUACCGAAACAAUCUGAACUUUUGAAGACAAUGCGUGUAGGCGGCGGGGUGGCCAAUGGAUGCCCAAGCGCCACCUCUCUGCUCCUUGGUCGCGGCGGAGCUCGUCUUCGCUACUUUUCUUCUUGUUCGGCUGAUGGUGAACAUAUAUCUUUUAUCAAAGAUGUGGCUGCAACUCAGCCUCCCAAGCAUUUGCCUCAUCUGUUGAGAAUGCUCAAAACAAGUGGUGAGUCAAUUAUUUCUCCUGGAGCCAAACAAGGGAUAAUACCCCUUGCCAUCCCAUUGGCAAAGAACAGCUCAGGUGUUAUGACUGCCCUACUAAGGUGGCCAACAGCUCCGCCUGGGAUGGAGAUGCCAGUUGUGGAGAUCCGUAAACAUGGAGUUUGGCUCCUGGCAAAGAAUGUGGAUCAAUUGAUUCACAGAAUCCUGGUUGAAGAAGAUGCCAAGAACUCAUUGAAAGACAAUGGUGAACUAUUUCUUGCUGCAGCUGAUGCUGGGGAGAAUCUUUAUAUGAAGGGUGACUUUGCCAAAUCUAACAUUACUGAUUUGGAUGUCUAUCUUUUGAGAAAGGUUGGUCUAUUUCCAGAUGUUUUGGAGCGCAAAGUGAUCGGACAUUUUGAGAAAGGAGACCGUGUGUCGGCCAUGGUGACGGGAGAAUUUUAUGCAAGGAAGGAGCAUUUUUCAGGAUUUGCACGGCCUUUUGCAUUUAAUGCAGAGGUUUUACUGAAGGUUGGGCGCAAGUUAGAAGCUAAAGAUGCUGCCAGAGGCGCUCUAAAAUCUCCAUGGUGGACCUUAGGUUGCAAGUACCAGGAAGUUGCUCAAAUAGCUGAAUGGGAGGAUGAGCAAAUUGAGUAUCUGAAAGAAAAGGUGACAGAAGAAGGAAUGCAAGAAGACCUUAACAAGGGCAAGCCACUCGCCCAGAUCGCAUUGGACAAAGCUGCCUUUUUGUUGGAUUUAGCUUCUGUUGAAGGGACAUGGGACGAAUCUGUUGAGCAAAUUGCUGAAUGUUACAAGGAGGCAGGACUCCAUGAUAUUUCAAAAUUUGUGCAAUACAACGAAGUAUCUCAAUAGAACAUUGGAAUCAACCACUCUUUUGGGGCGUAUUUUCAUUUUUGUGUUUUCUUGUAAGUUAACCUGAAAGUCAAUUUUGAUAGAUAACUAGAGGUUCUUAAUGGACUUGUGUAUUGUGAGUUGCAAAUGAAGUGAAUUUGGAUAA
Tripterygium wilfordii is the source of this 1238-nucleotide messenger RNA. RefSeq names its product protein IN CHLOROPLAST ATPASE BIOGENESIS, chloroplastic-like. The transcript is spliced from 11 exons. The record is from RefSeq and is a predicted model, not a curated record. Bases 56 to 1093 code for a protein of 345 amino acids. Lineage: Eukaryota; Viridiplantae; Streptophyta; Magnoliopsida; Celastrales; Celastraceae.